Rhagoletis pomonella (apple maggot) is the source of this 1007-nucleotide messenger RNA. RefSeq lists its product as uncharacterized. Bases 139 to 858 code for a protein of 239 amino acids. The record is from RefSeq and is a predicted model, not a curated record. The transcript has 2 exons. NCBI's taxonomy places the organism in Eukaryota, Metazoa, Arthropoda, Insecta, Diptera, Tephritidae.
UUCAAGUCGUGUACCCAAACAUUUGCCAGCCCUAAGUGUAAGUGAGAACAAUAUAAAAGAUUAGCACGGAUUACGCGUCGAUUUAGUUGCAUUUUGUAUUUUUACAACGAACGUCGGAAAAGUGAAUUGACACACAAAAUGAUUAAAACCUGGAAUGUUUUACUACUGUGCGCUUGCUUAGCAGUGCAGCAAGCGAUUGCAUUUCCACAACGACAAGUUUCAACAGUUGCAGACACCGAACCCACUGCAGUCGCACAAUCGGUGGACGCCGAUACUUCUUCUUCUUCAUCAUCCGAAGAGAAAUUAAGUUUACCACGAAAUCAAUUGCUUUUCGGCACACUUGGUCUACUCACCAAUCAGUCGCGCUACAUAUUGCGCGAAUCGAGAAACUUCUUGAAGAAUUUACUCAACGAGAUGAAUGCUUUGCCAGAGAAAAGCAAAGCCAUCGAGCAGAAUAUCACCCGCGUAAGCAGCGUACUGACCGAUGUCGACAGCAUUGAUUUAGAUGCCGAUCCGCCACUGGCUGAAAAGAUGUUCUCUGGCGUGGAUGAGGUUGGAAAAGUGUUCGAUGAGUUUUAUGGCAUGCCAGAAAAUAAUGAUCCCAAAAGUGAUGUCGCCAUUUUGCAGAAGUUAUUCGAGAAAAUCGGUUUUGACGAUAUGGAUAAGCGCAUUAAUGUUACAUUGCAAGUAACUUUAAAUCGCUUUAUGGAGUUAUUCGAAAAUUUUGAGACAUCGUUGGGUGAGAAAGAGAAGGAAAACGAUGCUCCAUUAAUCAACUGGUAUCAACGUUUCAAGAAGGAAGAUGAUAUAGAAAAGAAGUUCGAAGUGUUGGAGGAAUUUUCGACAUUUUUCAAAUAAUUGCGAGUAUUUAGCUUUACUAGAUAUAGUGUAUGUAAAUAUGUUUGUAAGUAUGUAUGUUCAUACAAAUCGGUGGCAAAUGCGCAAGUUGACGGCAUAACUGCUUACAAAGUAAUUAUAAUCAAUAAAUCCACAUGUUUUGUAAUGUA